Messenger RNA from Plasmodium gallinaceum, 1866 nucleotides. RefSeq names its product conserved Plasmodium membrane protein, unknown function. NCBI's taxonomy places the organism in Eukaryota, Apicomplexa, Aconoidasida, Haemosporida, Plasmodiidae. The transcript has 3 exons. The record is from RefSeq and is a predicted model, not a curated record. Bases 1 to 1866 code for a protein of 621 amino acids.
AUGAAGAAAACAUCAGAUAAUAAAAACAUUUUUAAAAGGGAUUCUGAUACUUCGAAGAUAAAAAUCCUUAUAAAAAAUAUUUCACCUUUAUUUUAUAUAAGUGAAUUUUUUUAUAUAUUAUUUUUACGAUACAAUGAUUACAUAUUAAGUACAACUUAUAAAGAAAAAACAAAUGAAGAAAUUAGGAAAAAUAUAUAUAACAUUUUAAUACUUUUGUAUUUUUUAAAACCUUUUAUGGCAUUUUUAACGGAUAAUGUACAUUUUAAUUUAAAUAAUAUACUUGUUUUUUUGUCAAAAAAAAUAUUCCAGUUUUACAACUUUCUUCACCAAUUGAUGUUUUCUUGUAGCAAUGCAAUAUAUAAAGUAAAAUAUUAUUUUUUUAAAAUAUUUUUCAGAAAAUACUUAAAAGAUGGAUUAUCAGGGUCACGAUAUUUAAAAAAAUCUGCAUUAGUUAAAAAACAGUUUAUUGAAACCUUUUUAUAUUUGCCUUUAAACAGAAAAUAUUAUGUUAUUAUGAGUGAAUUCCUUACAAGUUUACUAUUAGUAAUUAUUUAUCUUUUAAAUGAGAGGAUAAAUUAUUAUUUUUAUCUUAUUACAGUUUUUUUAAUUUCAAGUCAGAUGUUAUUAACUUCGUGUGUUUUUGAAGGUGUAAUUGUUGAGAAGUGCAAAAAACAAAUGCAUUUUGAAAACAUCUUUUAUAUAUCCUAUGUGAUGUGCGUAAAAAUAUUUUCCUCUCUUAUUUUAUAUUAUAUUUAUAUUGUGAAAGUAAGUAUUUUUAUUUUAAUAAUAAAAAGUUUUAUUGUAUUUCUCAUUUCAUAUUUAUCAAGUGAAGAACUUUUAUUAACAAAUAAUUUAAAAAUACAACAUAAUAUAGCUUUAAAAUGUGAAAAUGGAAAUAUGGAUAUUAAAAACACUACAAAUAUGCUAUCUCAACUUUUUAUUCUAAAAAAAAUAUUGUUUAAUGAAAAUUUACUCAAAACGCUAUUUUUAUUAAUGUUAUUUAAUUCUUCUAUUGAUACAAAAUUUUCAAUAUUACAAUAUGGUGUGCAGAAUUAUAAUUGGCCACAUUCUUUAGUGAAUUAUAUUCCUUUAGCAUCACAAUCAUCGAAAUUGAUAGGAAUAUCUGUAUUUCAAUUAUAUACCAACAAAAAAUCUUAUAAAAAUUAUGCUAUGAUAAUAAUAUUAUUUAAUUUAUUAUUUAAAAUAUUUAAUUUUACUUUUUUAUAUUAUAAUAAGAAUGCUUAUGUAAGCCCAUUUUUAUUUUUACUUAACAUAAUAGUUCAAAAUAUUUCAAUAAAAAUUUUAGCAUUGCCAAUAUUAUUUUUAUGUAUAGAGAAAGCACCUUUGAAUUUAGAAUCAACAAUUAUAAAUAUUUAUAUCUUUUGUUUUAAUUUAUCAAAUUUAAUUAGCAAAAGAUAUUUUAUUUGGAAUAUAAUAUUACAAGUGUCAAAAAAUGUUUUUACAAUUUUAUUACUUUCCUUUUUAACUACAUGUGCUAGUUUAUUUUAUUAUUUUAAUAUUUCUUUAGAUUCUUUAAGUAAUAUUAAUUCUUCAUCAUAUAUAGAUGAAAAAGAAGACGUAAAUUUGAAAUUAAGCAGAUUGCAGAAAACAAAUUAUUUCAAGAGCAGUUUUUUUAAUAAGAAUGAAAAAAAAAACUCUGCUAAGAAAAGUGUUCGUUUUAAAGAGGACAUACAAACUAUAAAAUGUAAAGAUGAAGAGAAUAAAAAUAAAACAAAUUUAUUUAAACUUUCAUCUGAUUAUAAUUCGGAUAGUGAUCAGUGGUUGAUAGUUGAUAAUUUAAAAGGUAAUACAAGGAGAAAGUAUAGAGAACAUAAUUCAAUAAAUUUUUCAAACAUGAUGUUGUAA